This is a messenger RNA of Centruroides sculpturatus (bark scorpion), 828 nucleotides long. RefSeq lists its product as uncharacterized. The record is from RefSeq and is a predicted model, not a curated record. The annotation marks the transcript as partial. Gene Ontology annotation, molecular function: nucleic acid binding; zinc ion binding. NCBI's taxonomy places the organism in Eukaryota, Metazoa, Arthropoda, Arachnida, Scorpiones, Buthidae. The transcript has 3 exons.
ACAAAUUUGAACUCAUCACGUGGUGUGAUAUCUGAAAGUGAUCUGAUGUCUGAGGAUGAAUCGGAUAUUCAUAUCGGUCUUUCAGACCAAGGUGUCACUGCUGUUCGACGAAUUUCAAUCCGUCGAGAUGGCAAGUUGAUACCAACGAAACACCUUAUUUUGACUUUUAACAAACCAACAUUGCCAUCUUCUGUUGCGGCAGGAUAUCUCCGUUGCCCAGUUCGCCCAUACAUCCCAAACCCGCUACGAUGCUUUAAAUGUCAGCGGUUUGGACACUCCCAAACAUCAUGCAGAGGAAAAAAAGCAUGUGCACAGUGUGGAAAUGAAGACCAUGAGAGUAAUGAAUGCACAAGUUCUCCAUGCUGUGUGAACUGCAAAGAUGCUCAUCCUGCCUACUCUCGGAAAUGCCCUUCAUGGCAGAGAGAGAAAGAAAUUCAGCGAUUGAAGACUAUUAAUAAUAUAUCCUACCCGGAGGCACGUCGUAUGGUCACCUUAAAUACACCAGUGAAACAAAAGACAUUCACUGCUGCUCUGAAAUCCACAAAGACAUGUGGAGUUCAGACAGACAUUUCUGUUUCACCCGAUGAAUCUCUGACUCGCCAUGAAAAAUGUCUGCUGGUACCAUCUACCAAAGCAACAGAAAAAGAGAAUAACAAAGCAAAACCACUCAUACCUAAAACAGGGGUAACAACUAGGAAUGAAGUCUCUUCCAAGCAGGCAUGGGAGUAUGAGUCUGUCGAUCACAACGAGUUCAUUAGGAUCUACCCUCUAUGGCUAAUUUUAUGUCAGGGCCUGGGCGAAGAAUUAUCUCAGGGGAUUUUCGAAUAA